Molecule: messenger RNA, 4299 nt
Organism: Prunus mume (Japanese apricot)
Lineage: Eukaryota; Viridiplantae; Streptophyta; Magnoliopsida; Rosales; Rosaceae
Source: RefSeq, a predicted model, not a curated record
AUUUACACGACAUUACUCGAUUCCAUAAGACAGUGAGAGCAAUCACACUUACAACCACCACCUCACUCAAGCUCUCUCUUUCUCUCUCUAUGUUGGUGAUGAAUAAUUGCACAUGUUUGGUAUAGAUCGAGGUCGAACAUGGCGAACUAUCUUGCUCAGUUCCAGACGAUCAAAAAUUCCCUUGAUCAUCUCGUGAUUGCAGUUGAAGAUGUGAGCGACUUGUGGCCUACUGUCAAGAAUGGAUUUGAGGAGCACUUGCCAUUUAAAAGAGCUUGCUUAAAUAACAAGACCCGUAAUCCUGUGUUUGUGGAGAAUUUUCCUGCAGAGUUCAUAUUAACCACAGAUUCGAGACUUCGUAGCCGGUUCCCUCAAGAGCAAUCAUUAUUUUGGUUUCGGGAGCCAUAUGCAACUGCAGUCCUUGUCACUUGUGAGGAUCUUGAUGAGUUCAAGACCAUCCUUAAACCGCGCCUGAAGUUAAUUGUGCAAAAUGAUGAACGGGAAUGGUUUAUUGUUUAUGUAUCCAAGGCUCACCCGAAUAAUGAUCAAGCCACCAAAAUGGCAAAUAAAGUAUAUGCCAAGCUUGAAGUUGAUUUCAGUUCCAAGAAGAGAGAAAGGUGUUGCAAGUUCGAUCUAUAUUCCCCUGAAGCAAACUUUUGGGAGGACUUGGAAUCCAAGAUCAUGGAGUGCAUCAGAAAUACAUUGGAUAGGCGUGUACAGUUUUACGAGGAUGAGAUACGCAAACUCAGUGAACAACGCUUCAUGCCAGUUUGGAACUUCUGCAAUUUUUUCAUUUUGAAGGAAAGCUUGGCUUUUAUGUUUGAGAUGGCUCAUCUUCAUGAAGAUGCAUUACGUGAAUAUGAUGAACUAGAAAUUUGUUAUUUGGAAACAGUUGAAAUGACUGGAAAGAGGAAAGACUUUGGGGGAGUUGACCAUGGGGAUGAUCAGGCAGCAUUGAUUAAUUCUGGAAACAAACCAUUGACACAAAUCAUUCAAGAUGACUCAUUUAGGGAAUUUGAAUUCAGACAGUAUCUGUUUGCCUGUCAAUCAAAGCUUUUAUUCAAGCUCAAUCGCCCAUUUGAAGUUGCAGCCAGGGGAUACUCAUUCAUUAUAAGCUUCUCAAAGUCUCUGGCAGUAUAUGAGAAUAUUCUACCUUUUUGCAUGCGUGAAGUUUGGGUAAUAACAGCUUGCAUAUCCGUAGUCGAUGCAACUGCUUCACAUUAUAAGGAAGGACUUGCAGCACCUGAUAUAGAAAAGGAGUUCUACCGCCUUCAAGGCGACCUUUAUUCACUAUGCAGGGUUAAGUUCAUGAGGCUUGCAUAUUUAAUUGGAUAUGGAACAAAUAUAGAAAGGAGUCCUGGCAACAGUGCUUCACUCAGCAUGCUGCCUUGGCCCAAGCCAGUGGUUUGGCCCUCAGUACCACCUGAUGCUUCCUCUGAGGUGCUGGCAAAAGAAAAGAUUAUUCUCCAGGCAACUCCAUCAAUCAAGCACUUUGGUAUUCAGAGAAAACCAUUGCCUCUCGAACCUUCCCUACUACUACGUGAGGCUAAUAGGAGGAGGGCUUCCCUUUCUGCUGGAAAUAUGGUUGAAAUGUUUGAUGGUCGCCAAAAUUUUAGUGAUGGUUCAGGUUCGGAUGCAUCAUUAAAGAUGCCCUCAUUACAAAAAGUACAAGCAAGUGUUAUGUCACGCACCAACUCUUCACCAGGAAUUUCCGAGAGCUCAAUUGAUAAGCCCAUGAGACUUGCUGAAAUUUAUGUUGCUGCUGAAAAUGCUCUGCACAACACAGUUUCUAAUCCUGAUCUAUGGAAGUCUUUGUCAUCUACAGAGGAGUUUGAGCAAAAAUAUCUGGAGCUAACUAAAGGUGCUGCUGACAAUUAUCAUCGAUCCUGGUGGAAAAGGCAUGGAGUUGUUCUUGAUGGGGAAAUAGCAGCCGUCUGUUUUAAGCAUGGAAACUUUGAUCUGGCUGCAAAGUCAUAUGAAAAGGUUUGUGCACUUUACGCAGGUGAAGGAUGGCAGGAUUUAUUGGCAGAAGUUCUACCCAAUUUAGCAGAGUGUCAGAAAAUACUCAAUGAUCAAGCUGGCUAUCUUUCAUCUUGCGUGAGACUGCUUUCUUUAGAUAAAGGCUUGUUUUUUACCAAGGAACGCCAGGCUUUUCAGUCAGAGGUUGUUCGUCUUGCACAUGGUGAAAUGGAGCAACCUGUGCCACUAGAUGUGUCAUCAUUAAUUACAUUUUCUGGUAAUCCUGGGCCUCCAUUAGAAUUAUGCGAUGGGGAUCCUGGUACUCUAUCUGUAACAUUCUGGAGUGGCUUUCCUGAUGAUAUAACUCUUGAUUCACUAAGUCUCACAUUGAAUGCAUUAUUUAAUACUGAUGAGGUUGCUAAGGCAUUAGUGAGCUCUACUGCAAUUGUAUUAAAGCCCGGUCGGAAUACCAUUACCCUGGAUUUACCCCCCCAAAAACCAGGUUCAUAUGUUUUGGGGGUUCUUACUGGGCAAAUUGGGCAGUUAAGAUUCAGAUCUCAUAGCUUUUCCAAGGGUGGCCCUGAAGACAGUGAGGAUUUUAUGAGUUAUGAAAAGCCUCCUAGACCUAUCUUGAAGGUUUUCAAACCAAGACCUCUGGUUGAUCUUGUUGCAGCUGUUUCAUCUGCUUUGCUUAUAAAUGAACCUCAGUGGGUUGGGAUUAUUGCAAGGCCCAUUAACUACUCCCUCAAAGGUGCUGUCUUGUAUGUUGAUACUGGACCUGGUCUUAAAAUUGAAGACUCAAAUUUCAUUGAGAUGGAAAGUUAUGCUGAUACAUCAAAGAGUUCAGUGGGCGUGGCAGACUGUAAUGGUACUCCAAAAGAUGGUUCUUUGGCUGUUGAUAAAAUAUUUGAGAAGUUGACUUUCUGUGAUGAUAGAGUAGAGUUUCCACAUUGGGCAAGCAACUUGACAUCUAUUUUAUGGAUUCCACUUCGUGCUAACAGCGAAAACCUUGCAAGAGGAUCAUCUUUAGUGGCUCCCCAGAGACAGAGCAUUGUGGAUGGAAUGAGGACGAUAGCACUCAAACUUGAAUUUGGAGCAUCUCACAAUCAGAUAUUUGAGAGGACCCUCGCUGUGCAUUUUACUGAUCCUUUUCAUGUGAGCACACGAGUUGCAGAUAAAUGCAAUGAUGGUACUUUGCUUCUGCAGGUAAUACUACACUCUGAAGUGAAAGCCACAUUGACCAUCUAUGAUGCUUGGCUUGAUCUUCAAGAUGGAUUUGUUAAUACUGGACAAGGUGAUGGGAGACCAACUUCAGGCUACUUUCCACUUACUAACCAAUGCGUCUUUUGUUGUAUUUUUCUUGCAGAUGAACCUAAGGCUCUGCAAUCAGAUAGUAUACUGAAUAUUAGAUAUGGAAUUUCUGGUGAUAGAACCAUUGGAGCGCACCCACCUGUGGCUGCAGAAUCUUCUGGGUCUGAGGAUGAUAUACAGGACUUAAUUUUCAGGUGUGCUCUUGCUUUGCAAAGGCCUGUGCUUGAUCCGGUCCUGGCUGUUGGUUUUCUUCCUCUCCCUUCUAGUGGGCUUAGGGUUGGCCAGCUAGUUACCAUGAAAUGGAGGGUUGAAAGAUUAAAGGAUUUUGAGGAGAAUGAAGUAUCCCCUAACAAUGAUGAGGUGUUAUAUGAAGUCAGUGCAAAUACUGAGAAUUGGAUGAUUGCUGGGAGGAAAAGAGGGCAUGUUUCUCUCUCUGCAAAGCAAGGUUCAAGGAUAGAAAUCUCAAUAUUAUGUGUGCCUCUAGUGGCGGGUUACGUUCGUCCCCCUCAACUUGGUCUGCCAGAUGUUGAUGAAUCGAAUAUAAGUUGCAGUCCGGCUGGGCCUCAUCUGGUUUGUGUCUUGCCUCCGAUUCUGAGCUCCUCUUUUUGCAUUCCAGCAUGAUUGCUCCGAGCCCAGUUUCUUCACCUGGAUGCAAGUUGUCACAGGUCAUUAGACUUUCCACUCUAUAUGCUUCUGAUACAGUUAUAGAGAUAACAUUUAGGUUUCCCUUUUUGAUAUCCUGGGAAUUUGUAAAUCUGUAUCUUUCUUUUAUCAUAGUUAAAAAAUCAGCGUAGUUGAGAUUAGUUUGCGUUGGUAGGUUUUCCGAGUAUUCACUGUGUCGUAUGUUAUUUGACAUCCUGCCUUGUGUACAGCGGAAUUUGUAUUUUUCUUGUACAAUUCAGCCUAGAGAUCCACAAAGGACAUCCAUUUUUUUGUUCCUUGGUGUAAAAUUCAUUGUUUUGAACUUUUGAUAGAAUAUUGAAUUCAGAAGUGUACUGGUUAUAUUGGUAAAGUUGUCUGGUUUCUUCGAGU